AUGCUUCGCUACGGCUACGCUGCUGCACCGUGGAGCUACGAUGGCGUGCUCCUCCAUCCCGGCUGCUGCAAAGCGCAGUUCAGAAGAGGAAUCGAAAUUGCCUUCAAGCCGUACCCGAUGCCAAUGUUAGAAGAAUGGCAGUUCCCAGUGACACUGAACUACGAGACGCAACAACAACUGGAACUUCAGGCCAAGGGCACUCUUAUAUUAAUGUGCUGUAAGCUCACUUUCCUGGUGGACGACGGUAGUUCAUGCGAGUGGAACCUAACUGCUAUCAGGAAGUUCGGCUACACUAGCAACAACUUCCACUUCGAGGCUGGUCGCAAGUCCUCAACUGGCGAAGGCAUGCGUACCUUUCUUACUGACAAGGGUAAAUGCAUACACGGACGCGUCCUGCAGAUUAAGGAGUACUACCAGUUUGAUCUUCUGUGUCAGCGAGGUGUGUCCCCAGAGCAAAUAAUGCAGCAGGUUCUGAGUUCUAAGAAAGAGCGAGAUGAAGGCACACUAGGUCGAAGUCGUGGCUUUGGGAAAAAGACUGGCGAAAUUCAUCGUUCAUCUCAACCUGAGCUUUCUAAGAUGUUCUACACUUCUCAGUCUGACCUCACGAGGCACACUCGCACAUCUCAACCAGAACUUAUGCGGUCAAAUUGCACAUCUCAACCAGAACUUAUGCGGUCAAGUUGCACAUCUCAGCCGGAACUUAUGCGGUCAAGUUGCACAUCUCAACCAGAACUUAUGCGGUCAAGUUGCACAUCUCAGCCGGAACUUAUGCGGUCAAGUUGCACAUCUCAGCCGGAACUUAUGCGGUCAAGUUGCACAUCUCAACCAGAACUUAUGCGGUCAAGUUGCACAUCUCAGCCGGAACUUAUGCGGUCAAGCUGCACAUCUCAACCAGAGCUUGUGAGGUCAAGUCUGUCAUCUCAGCCAGACCUCACUGAGAAUAUGUACACCUCUUAGCCAAACCUCAGCAUUCCCAGCAUCACCCAGACCUCACCAGACUGGGCCGCACCUCAUUAAUUGGCUAGGGUUUCAAAGAACACUACUCUACCUUCCCGAGUAAUCUUAAUAAUAAUAAUAAUAAUAAUAAUAACAAUAAUAAUAAUAAUAAUAAUAAUAAUAAUAAUAAUAAUAAUAAUAAUAAUAAUAAUAAUAAUAAUAAUAACAAUAAUAACAAUAAUAAUAAUAAUAAUAAUAAUAAUAAUAAUAAUAAUAAUAAUAAUAAUAAUAAUAAUAAUAACAAUAAUAACAAUAAUAAUAAUAAUAAUAAUAACAAUAAUAACAAUAAUAAUAAUAAUAAUAAUAAUAAUAACAAUAAUAACAAUAAUAAUAAUAAUAAUAAUAAUAAUAAUAAUAAUAAUAAUAAUAAUAAUAAUAAUAAUAAUAAUAAUAAUAACAAUAAUGUCUUUAUUUACUACAAUUACAUGUACCAGGUAUACAGUCCUAGCUGACAUCAGUGACAUACUACUAUAUAGAAAGCCGCUUGUUAUGCAGAGCAUUUCGGGCAAAUUAGGUCAGUUUUGUCCCAGGAUGCGACCCACACCAGUCAACUAACACCCAGGUACCUAUUUUUACUGAUAGGUGAACAUGGUCAAUAGGUGGAAGGAAACAGGCCCAAUGUUUUUAUCCUUGCCGGGAAUCGAACCCGGACCCUCAGCGUGUGAAACGAGAGCUUUCCCACCAUGCCACGGGCCCCUUGUUAUAUAGAGUUAUACGAAGCCCCAGUUAUACAAAGCAUUUCGGGCAACCUAAGUUAAUCUUGUCCCCCAGGAUGUAAUCCACACUAAUCGACUAAUACCCAAUUACCUACUUACUGCUAGGUAAACAGGGACAGUACCCCGAGUACACGAAGAGGCUGACAGGGUAUUGCUCACCUCAAACUCUAGCACUGUUCUUGCUAAGCAGUGACUUAAAUUUCUCUUUCAUAUAUGUUAGUGACAUCUAUAUGAAACAACACAUAGAAGGUCAGGCUUUAUAAGCUGCAAUUUAUUAGUGUAUAUAUAUCCUUCGAGGGAAGCAGGUACCUGGGUCCUGGUGAAGGACUCUUCAUCCAAAUAAUUUUAGCUACUAUCCCAUUUCUCGGAUUAAAGUUGAUUACCUCUCAUUUCACAGGCACUUUAUGAUCCAUAUGGGAUUAUCACUUCCGCCAUGAAUAUAAUAUGAUAAUCGUUGUAUUCGUUGUAUU
Cherax quadricarinatus is the source of this 2182-nucleotide messenger RNA. NCBI's taxonomy places the organism in Eukaryota, Metazoa, Arthropoda, Malacostraca, Decapoda, Parastacidae. The record is from RefSeq and is a predicted model, not a curated record.